Molecule: messenger RNA, 5781 nt
Organism: Boleophthalmus pectinirostris (great blue-spotted mudskipper)
Lineage: Eukaryota; Metazoa; Chordata; Actinopteri; Gobiiformes; Gobiidae
Gene: phldb2b
Product: pleckstrin homology-like domain, family B, member 2b
Exons: 24
Coding region: 113-4363 (1416 amino acids)
Biological process (GO): regulation of microtubule cytoskeleton organization
Cellular component (GO): basal cortex
Molecular function (GO): protein binding
Source: RefSeq, a predicted model, not a curated record
ACGCGCGCACUAUGGCCAAAAUGUGAUAUUACCAAGUUUGGACAUACGUAACGAGGAAUUUUGAACGAUUUUGUAAGUCGUGGAUUUUUCGGGACAGUCACAUUUCUGCAUCAUGACAGAAGUGGCCAAACCUUCAUCAUUAUUGAACUCUGAGAUGAUGUUCCAACCAGAGUCAGACCAGAUACAUCAAGAUGAACCAAAGUCGCCGCCCUUGGACUUGAUUGACACUGGGAAAGGGUUAAAGGUCCAGACUGCCUCUCCUCAUCUGGUCAGCCUGGGCAGUGGGAGGCUCAGUAUUGCGAUCACUGUGUUACCACUGAAGGAAGGCGUGACCCGUAUAGGGCGAGAUGAUGCCCCCAUUCCACAAGAUAUCACAAUUGAAGGACCUGGCAUUGAGGCAGAACACUGUCUUAUCUUUAAUGAAGGCGGAGUUGUGACAUUAGACCCAUGUGGCCACCUCUGCAGCCUGGACGGGGUGCAAGUCACUGUGCCAACACCACUCACACAGGGUUACUCGCUGUGUCUGGGCAAAUCCUAUUUCUUCCGGUUCAAUCAUCCUGAAGAGGCAACACGAAUGAAAAGCAUGCUUCCACAAAAGAGCCCCGUGUCAGCUUUGGCUUAUAACACAGACUACCUGAAGUUCAGCAGUGACUACAGCCAUGGCGUGGUGGGAGGGACCAACAGCGCCCGGGGCAUGCGCUCGGCAUCUGAACUCCGUGAUCUGAUGGACACACUUCAACGCAAGAAGAUCGCCCUUGAAAAUAGUCUCAGAGCAAAUGGAAGUGCUAACCCCUCCUAUUUCAGCGUCACACAGUCUCCGCCCACAACACCUAUAACCACGCCUCCCUCAUCCUCAUCAGCCUAUCAGGAGCAGGCCAGGCGGAUCUAUGGCUCUGACCGUCCACCCAUUUCAAUUAAAACCGUUACUUCUCUCUCCUCCGGGCGCCGAUCUGACCCAUCUUCAUCAAGACCAUCCAGCCGUAACCAAGACAACAUCCUCCUUGGCGUGAGUGAUGGUCGCAGACAUUACAACCAAAAUUCCUCACUGCUGUCAACUUGGAAUGGAGGCGGGUCUUCAAAUUCUGUUGCUGGGGGUGACACUCUCCUCCUCACCCUCCCUCCAUCUUCUUCUCGUACCCCGUCUUCAGGAGGAGCAGUGAGCAUGCCCUCCAGCCCUCGACUUGGAAGGCGUAGUUUUGGGAGUCAAGAGCCAACCACUACCACUCGAACCAGGAAGUACUCCGCUGGCUCCCUUAACAGUAUGAUGGCAGGAGGGCACAGCCGAUCUUUGCCACGCCUUUGUCCCUCCCCUUCACCACGAGAUAACAGCAAUGGGAUGUUGACACUAUCUACCCUGCCAACACGGCGAUCUGAUACAACUGGAAGUUAUAAACAUAGCAGAGAUCAUUAUAAUAAUAACGUCAAUUCAAAUCUAGACUUGAACCAUAACUCCAGUCAACUGUCGUCAAGCAGGAAUCAAAAUCAGAGCACAAUUUUGGGUGAAGGUGUUGUCUCCAUUUCUCUCUCUGCUCCCAAGACAAGCACAAGCACGCCCACUUCACCGACGAAUGCUCCCCCAGAUGUGACUAUCCCCUCCCGGGCUGGGGGCUCCAAUUCUCCUCGUGUGGCCAAAAAGCUAAGCCUGACUUCCACAAGCUCCAUAGGAUCAACAAACUCUAGUCCUUCAGAUCAAGAAAGAGGCGUCAGUAAUGGAAAUGAUUCUGGUCUAGGUGAGAGGGACAGGCGCGGGGUUGGAACAGACUAUACAAGUCCUGGUUUUGGGAUAGGUGAGCGGAGAGCAUCUUUUGGGAAGGCUGGGAUAGAGUCGGGAAUAGGGUUUGGAGAGAGGAGGCAGUCAUUUGGAAAAGCAGGAAUUGUACCUCCAGGUGGAUUCAGAGAAAGAAGAGGAAGCAUCAGCUCAUUGAGUGGUAAAGAGGAACUGACCGAUUAUCACCAACGCCAAAAAGAGGAGAGGCUUCGAGAACAAGAGGUGGAAAGACUGGAGAGACAGCGUUUGGAGACUAUUUUGUCUCUGUGUACAGAGCUGGGCCGCUCUGACCGAGAAGAAAAUGGAACAAGUCCCACUUCUGCUGUGGCCGACCUGCAAAAGAUCAACCAGGAACUCGAAAAACUCCAACUCAACGAUGAUGACGAUGAUGCACCUUCAGUCUUCUCCGACUCUUCAGCUGUUAAUGGAAUUAUGGGAAAUGGUCACCUGACCUCACCUGGCUCAGAGAACGGUUUCUAUGACGAUGAUGUCCCGGUACGUCAGCGGCACAGCAGCGGUACUCGGGACAAUAGGGCAGAGUCUCCGGCUGUGAGUCUGCGUAGCUUUGCUCCCUCUCCAUCACCACGUGGACAGAGGACCAGUGAGGGUCUGGACACUUUUCACCGGAGAGGACAGAAUCAGCUUUCAUCUGAUGGAGAAGUCCGGCGCGUGGAAGAAGAAAGGAUCCAAGUCCUGAAUAACAUGGAGGAGCUGGAGCAAAAGAUAAAAGAGCUGGACAACCAAAUUGAGGAGUCUGCCAGAGAGGUGGAGGUGGAGCGAGCUCUUGUUGAGGCUGAACAAGAGUCUGAGGUAGCUGCUCUGCAACAGGAGAAAGACGCUCUUGAGUCACUCCACAACAAGAUGGCCGAACUAGAGAACAAAUCAAAACAAGAAAAAGACAAGGCCUGUGAGUUGCUGCAGGCAGAAAGGGGCAGAGUAGAGAGGUUGGCUCAGAUUGUGUGUGAGCAGCGCUCCCAACUGGACAGCUGCCCUGAAGCCACCAAGGAGCCCCUGCAGGAGCAGCUAGCCAGGGACUGUGAGGUGCUGGAAGCGGAGACAAAGCGUUUUGAGGACCUGGAGUUCCAGCAGCUGGAGACAGAGAGCCGCCAGGAUGAGGAAAAGGAGCUACAAACUCAGGAGCUGCUUCGGGAAAUUGCAGACUACCAACGGAGCACUGUCACUCGAAAGGAACGACUGUUGACUUUGAAGAAACAAGCAGCACAGAUCACACAGCAGGCUCAGAGAGAGAAGGAAAGCUUCCUUAAAGAGCGCACCAACCUAGAGGCAAUGCUCCAGAGGGAAAAGGAAAAUCUUGCUGUACUGGAAAGAAAGUAUGCUGAGCUGACCGGUGGCAGAAACUUCACUUUGAGAGAGGGAUAUGUCACAGUCAGUGAACUCAAUGAGCUUUACUCACAACUGGGGGGAGACCCUAAAGCCCCCGCUCCCUCCACUGACUGUCCUGAUACCAAGGCUAACUCCUCCAGUGACGAGGAACCAAGCAAACCCAUGGAGGAACAGCAUUUCCGUUUGCUGGAGGAGAGGAAAAGGUUUGAUAAGGACAGUGGAUCUCACCUUAGUGACACUUUACCCAGAAAGAAAACAACACCAGCUGUUACUCCCCAAUUUACAUGUGCAACCCUGGGGAGAAGCUUUCCCACUAAGUCUCAUCAGCCUUUGGUGCAGAGUACAAGUUGCGGCAGCAUCUUACCCAGAAUGCUCUCCUUAUCCAGCAAAGAAAGUGACUCUCGCCGUCUGCACAAAGGUCAACCUGGCUCAAGAGCUGCUUCUCAGACAAAUGUCUACCUCGAUGGCUUUGGAUAUCGAGACCAGGCCUUUGACACAAUGAGCGUGGAUAGUACAGACUCAAUAGAAACCAGCAUCUCUGCUUGUUCUCCUGACAAUGUAUCCAGUGCCAGUACGUCAAACAUGGCUAAACUGGAGGAGAUGGAGCGAAUGCUGAGAGAGGCACAAGCUGAAAAGAACCGUCUCCUGGAACACAAGGAACGAGAAAUGGAAAUUCGGAAGCAGGCUCUGGAUGAGGAGCGGAGGAGGAGGGAGGAGCUGGAGAAACGGCUCCAGGAGGAGACCAGUCGGCGACAGAAACUCAUUGACCGCGAAGUGAAGCUCCGGGAGAAGCAGAGAGCACAGUCUCGGCCUCUUACUCGGUACCUACCUGUGCGAAAGGAUGACUUUGACCUGCGUUCACACAUUGAGUCUGCAGGACACAAUGCUGACACCUGCUUCCACUUGUCCCUCUCGGAGAAGACCUGUCGAGGAUACCUGAUCAAGAUGGGGGGCAAGAUCAAAACCUGGAAGAAACGCUGGUUUGUCUUUGACCGCAAUCGCCGCACACUAUCCUACUAUUCAGAUAAACAUGAAGCUAAGCUAAAGGGUGUCAUUUACUUUCAAGCUAUUGAAGAAGUUUAUUAUGACCACUUAAAGAAUGCACAUAAGAGCCCAAACCCGUCCCUUACCUUCAGUGUAAAGACUCACGACAGAGUUUACUAUAUGGUGGCUCCUUCUCCUGAGGCCAUGAGGAUCUGGAUGGACGUGAUUGUUACAGGAGCAGAAGGCUACACACAGUUCAUGGUCUAGAGAAGCGCUACUGAAGUACUGCAGAAGAAAUAUAUAAUUACUACUAUUUAAAACAUGAUGACCAAUGUAAUGAUGACUGCAUUUUCAAUAAUAAGGAACUAGUAACUCAGUUGUGAAACACUGACUACUUCAUCCAUCUUGUAGAAAUUAUGAUUUCAUAAUUUCAUUCGAGGUAUAGGGUUAGAUUAAUUUAAACAACUUGUGCCUUAAGGGUGUACAGAUCAUUUAAAGCAAGUAUUAUCCAUUACUGUAAAAAUAUAUAUUCGUUUAUUUCAAAUAGUAACCAUUUUUACAAGUUGUCUGUUUGAUUAAUCCUGUUUUCUCUUUUGUCCAUAUAUGUGUCUGUGUAGGGCAUAAUUAUCUGAAUGGACAUAUUUUGUUUAUAGAUUAAUCUGCUGCUUUACGUUGUGGUAUUAUACAACUUUUUACUUCAUUUUAAAGGGGCACUGUCUAACUUUCUUUUGGGGUUGCGUCACCUGCUUGUUUCUAUGGAUAUGUCAUUGCUCUGCUUAGCUCUGUACCACAAUAUGACAUUAAACAUUUGCACCUUACAUUUAUUUAAUUGCAGGUAGUUUUAUGGCUCAAAACACCUACAAAAACAGGCUUUCUGAAUGUGAGUCUCUCCACAGAUCUGACUUGUAGUUUGGUCUGGUUUGGUCUUCAUGAAGAUAGAAAGGUUUAAUGCCAUACUGUGAAAUAUUCCGCACAAAGCAAUAACCUCUCCAGCAAGAAAAGUAUUUGAUGGACCCUCCACCAGAAAAGUUACACAAUGCGCCUUUAACUUCAUGGUGCUAGCCUAUCCAAAAACGUAUGCUUCAAAAACUCCCGAGCUGUAAUUGCUGUCACACUCAGCAGUGAUUAUGAUUAUAGGGUUGGAAGCAACAAUAUAACACUGCAUUUCAAUGAGCUACUUUGUCACAUGUACACAUUUCUUUUUCAGCUGAACAUAGCACUAUUCUUCACAGACUCUUUUUAAGAUAUGCAACUAUGUAAAAUACAUAGGCAUUAUUAUUGGUGUUAUUAGAGACUGGACAAAUGGUACACAUACUUGGUAUUUUGAGGUGCUACAUUUCAAUGCAUUGCCUUUGCCGACACUAAAUACUGCAAGAGUGCCUUAAAUCGACUUGCAAUCAUUUCUUUGAAGCACAGUUACUUGCAGUACACUAAACUGUUGACCAAAGUUUUAUAUUUUUAUGUACAUUUUGUUAUUUUAUAUCUGAGUAUUACAUUUGUUAUUUGUAUACAUUUGAGAUGAGAUUCUAAUGGGAUUUUUCAAAAAAGGAUGAUGCAGUGAAAUUUGGCUUUAUUUUGUUGUAUAGGCUAUUCACACUUUAUGCUGUCCAUUCUGUAUUUAUGACUUAAGUAAUGCAUGUUUUUUAUUUUAUAUAAAUAAAAUGUAGCUUAUACUUUUUAAAUUA